Molecule: messenger RNA, 2338 nt
Organism: Vitrella brassicaformis
Lineage: Eukaryota; Vitrellaceae
Source: the annotation of a GenBank genome assembly
CUGAUCUCUGAGUCUUACCCGUGUAUCAAGACCAUCCAUUCACGCAGGGAAGAAAAAUGGGCGCCUUUAAGGGCUGCAAAGCGGCCUACUGGUCCGUGGCCGUGCUGGCCAUCCUGAAAUGGUUCUUCCUCCGAGCCAUCACCCUCGUCAACCUCUCUCCAGCUGCAGCAGAUAGCCAUCUGGACCAGCCCCUGUUGCUCACAUUCCUCACCUUCCUUCCCACGACCGCCCUGUCCACCGUGCUCGUCGUGUGGCUCCUGUGGUGGUGGUGGUGGUGUGCGCCGCUGGAGGAGGGCGACAGACCCAGACCACCCCAGGGCCCCCCGGUGGCCUCGGCCGCCUCGGCAACCAUGGUGGCCUCUGCGGCCGGCGUCCCGCCCGGCACGCCAGAGAUCGCUAUCGUCGAGAGGGGGCUGCUCUCAUCACCGAUGGCACACGGAGCGAGGCUCUCCCUCGCUGAGGCGGUGUGCCGGAUGCUGUGGCUGGGGUUCAUGCCGGCGGUGCUGGACGCCCUCGCCACGGUCAUGCUGCUAUACGCCUUUGUCCGCCUUCCCAAUGGGCUGUUCUCUCUGCUGCGGUCCUCCCUCCUCGUGUUUGUGCCCAUCUGCUGCCAGUGUGUGCUGCACGCCGGCGUGCUGACGCGGAUGCAGCAUGUGGGGGGCUGGGUCGUUGCCGCGGGGCUUGCUCUUGCGGCGUAUACGGCGGUGUUUGAGCAGCCGGCCACUGCUGGUGCUGGUGUGGGUGUGGUGUUGGCUUUGGCGGCGGGGUUGAUGCAGGCGGUGCAUGUGGUGUGGGAGGCGGUGUGCUAUGAACAGCUUCUCGACCCGAACGAGGCGGAAGGUCUCAGAUCGGUAGGUUGCGUGGUGAUGUGCGCGGCGGUUUUGUGGGCAUGGAUGGCUGGAUGUGUGUGUGUGUGUGUGUGUGUGUGCAGGUGGUGUUUGUGUGUCUCGAGGGGUUUUGGAGCAUGGGCAUGGUGGUCGUCGUCAUGUUUGUCGUCCCCCUGCACACCAGGGUCGACUUGUGGCACACAGCCGUCCUGGUACACACACACACACACACACACACACAUGAAGGAGGACAAGGGGGAGGGGCUGCAUCGCAUCGGCCGUCUGUCAGAGUUUGUUCUGCGUGUGUCGUGUCGUUGUGUGCAGGGAUUUCACAACGAGGCCCUCCUGCUGUGUGCGGGCGGAUUCACUCUACUGGCGGCGAUGCACCUCUACAGUGAGGGAGACGGAGAGAGCACACAGACAGACCAGACAGACGGAGAGGCCGUCUCUUUCUCAUGCUAUGCCGUCUCUGUUCCCUCUGUCAGCCGUUUUUUGCUGCUAUGACCAAGCAGCUGGCCACAGAUGCCUUGCGGAACUCCUGACAACACUCGCCAUGUGCGCCUGCCUUUGUAUGCCGACACGCAUCUAUGUCUCUGUGUGUCUGUCUGUCUCUCUCUGUGUGUGUGCAGGUAUGGGUUGGACGAGCUGCUGUGGCGCUAUUAUGGGUAUGAGGGGUACGGCCCCAUCUUUGUCCACUCCGUCGAUAUGGCCUUCAAGAUCGUGGGCGUCGGCCUCGUCACAGCUGGCAAGAACACCAGACCACAUCACUGCGCGGCGAAUGUGGUGCUGUUGUCCAUCUCUCUCUGUCUCUGUGUGUGUCUGUGUGUGUCUGUGGUUGUGCUGGCUAGGUACAAUGUUGUACGCCGAGUGCGCGUCGAUUCGGGACUGCUGCCCGCUGACCCUCCCCCCUCCCCGACCAGCCCCGCUACACAUCCCCGACAACCACAUGUUCGCUCCCAACGCCCCGCCCCCCUGCACAGCCAAGUACAUGCCCCGCCAUCCCCUCAUCCCCCCUCUACUCAAACAACCGAAGACCACCCACCACGGUGCACACAAGGGGGCCCCUCAUCGGCCCUCUGCGACGCCUGGAGCCGCCCAGCAGCAGCAGUGGCAGUGGCAGCGAGGAGGCGCUCGCGAGAGUGGGGCAGCAGCUGCAGAGGCCUGUGCGGAACCUGAUCCGCUUUCUGAGGGACGGACAUCCCCCCGAGAGCAUGACGCGCGCCACGAGCCUGCAAGAGCCGAUUCUUCCUCGUGGUGGGGGUGAGGACCAUGACCAUGAUCAGGGGCGAGAGAUAUAUGAGGCGCUGGCGGGAGAGCUGCGAGGCCCUGAUGGGGGGAGUGGAAACGGAGACGCUGUCACGCCGCGGACGGCUGAUGCGGUGCUGGAGCGUCCUCAUGGGCAGUGGCGGCCACAUGUGCCGGUGACGUAUGUGGCCAAUACGUAUGCCAACACACCGAGGGCUGGCACUGGCCACCACAGUGGCACCCAGCAGUGAGUGAAUGAUACCUGG